Molecule: messenger RNA, 1102 nt
Organism: Rosa chinensis
Lineage: Eukaryota; Viridiplantae; Streptophyta; Magnoliopsida; Rosales; Rosaceae
Product: acyl-protein thioesterase 2
Exons: 9
Coding region: 77-850 (257 amino acids)
Molecular function (GO): hydrolase activity
Source: RefSeq, a predicted model, not a curated record
UUGCAGUGCAGUACCAGCCUCCUUCUAGCUCAUUGCAAUAGGUGGGGUGUGGAGCACAGUUACCCGAAAGGAAAAGAUGAGCUAUUCACGUUCUAAUAUGUCUUCUGGUAGCAGAACUGCUCGAAGAACACUCGAGUUUGGAAGGACACAUGUUGUGAGGCCCAGAGGGAAACAUCAGGCAACAAUGGUCUGGCUACACGGACUGGGGGACAAUGGCUCAAGUGCAUCUCAGCUAUUGGAAUCUCUCUCUCUCCCAAAUAUAAAAUGGAUCUGUCCAACUGCUCCUACUCGUCCUGUGGCUAUACUUGGUGGUUAUUCUUGCACUGCAUGGUUUGAAGUGGGAGAACUAUCAGAAGAUGGCCCAGAUGACUGGGAGAGUUUAGAUGCUUCAGCAGCACAUAUUGUGAACUUGUUGGCAGCUGAGCCAGCUGAUGUUAAAGUCGGUAUUGGAGGCUUUAGUAUGGGUGCUGCAAUGGCCCUUUAUUCUGCAACUUGUUAUGCUAUGGGUAGGUAUGGAAAUGGCAAUCCAUACCCUCUCAAUCUGAGGGCAGUUGUUGGACUUAGUGGCUGGCUUCCAGGAGCAAGGAGCUUGAGAAACAAAAUAGAAGGGUCACAUGAGGCUGCAAGGCGUGCUGCAUCGUUACCCAUUCUGCAGUGCCAUGGAAAUGCUGAUGAUGUUGUCCCCUACAAGUAUGGAGAGAAAUCGUUCCAGAGUUUGAAUUCAGCAGGAUUUCGAUUCCUUACAUUCAAACCCUUUGAUGGGCUUGGCCAUUAUACAGUCCCUAAAGAGAUGAAUGAGGUCUCCAGUUGGCUUACUGCAAGGCUAGGGCUCGAGGGUUACCGCUCCUGAAUCCAACAGUUUGUAGUCGGGGCUAAAGUGAAAGUAGUAGCUAACAAUAAUGGGUGAGAAAGGGGUAUGUACAAGUAGGUAGUAUACAGAAUGAGGCAUGGAGGGUAUAUAGUAUAGCUAAAUUGAUCAGUAAUAUCCUUGUGUUCUGUAUCUCUACAAAUAAGUUUUCUUCAUUACACUUCGGUUCAGUUUUGGGUGUAUUUUGUAGUCAUUAAUGUGAUACUAAUAUAAUAAUUUGUGGAGUUUUACUUC